AUGCAGCCCACCCUCAGCGCCCUCGAAACCGCCCUCGCCCUCGCUGCAGGCGCCGCCUCCGCGCAGCCCUCCACCACUUUCAAGGGCAAGGGCUUCGGCACCUACUACUACGACAUCCAGCAGCGGCAGGCCUGCGGCACCGACUUUAACAACCAGGACCUGGGCUCCGUCAUGCGCAACAGCAACCUGGUCGCUAUGAGCAACCUGCCGCUCAAGACGGCCGCGGGCCUCGCCAAGUACUGCGGCAAGCGCGUCGUCGUCACCGUCAACGGCGUCAAGUCCAACGUGCCCUUCUUCAUCGGGGAUGGCUUGCGAACGCUCAAGCUGUCGCCGCUGGCGUGUCAAAAUGGUCAUGUUGAUAUUGAGUAUGAGAUUGUGGCUGAGACGUUGUAUCACUUUGAUACCAACUAG
Messenger RNA from Cordyceps fumosorosea ARSEF 2679, 411 nucleotides. RefSeq lists its product as hypothetical. The transcript has 3 exons. The coding region runs from base 1 to 411 and encodes 136 amino acids. NCBI's taxonomy places the organism in Eukaryota, Fungi, Ascomycota, Sordariomycetes, Hypocreales, Cordycipitaceae. The record is from RefSeq and is a predicted model, not a curated record.